AUGUCCCAGGAAGAGCCCGAGCCGGAAGCAGCCACCGCUUUGCGCACGGCGGACGAAGGGAGCGCAGCCCAGAGAACCAGCGAUCACUACCAAGUGAGCGAGGACUUACCUGCCCGGUUCAACAACCCGGGAUGGUUUCGAGGUUACAGAGUGAAAGAGCGCAAUCCAUUGUUCAGGACAACCAACAUGGAUUACGGAGGAAAACCACCAACGGUGCAUGAGAUGCCGACCAGCUUCCAUGUCAGUCCACACAACUUCUCUGAUCGUUUCAUCAAGUUCGGCAUGUACAGGAACCAUGGAAUCAACACCACCCUGGAAAAAAGCUAUGUGACUGGCCCUGACAACUUCAUCACUUUCUUGGACACCCUCAACUUCCACCCCAGUUACCGAACUGGAGGACCCGGUUUUUGCGAGUAA
Messenger RNA from Python bivittatus (Burmese python), 417 nucleotides. It is a transcript of the gene PIERCE1, whose product is annotated as piercer of microtubule wall 1. The record is from RefSeq and is a predicted model, not a curated record. Gene Ontology annotation, biological process: axoneme assembly. NCBI's taxonomy places the organism in Eukaryota, Metazoa, Chordata, Lepidosauria, Squamata, Pythonidae. Gene Ontology annotation, cellular component: axonemal microtubule.